Molecule: messenger RNA, 459 nt
Organism: Saccharomyces eubayanus
Lineage: Eukaryota; Fungi; Ascomycota; Saccharomycetes; Saccharomycetales; Saccharomycetaceae
Gene: TOM22
Product: Tom22p
Exons: 1
Coding region: 1-459 (152 amino acids)
Biological process (GO): protein import into mitochondrial matrix
Cellular component (GO): mitochondrial outer membrane translocase complex; mitochondrial outer membrane
Source: RefSeq, a predicted model, not a curated record
AUGGUCGAAUUAACUGAAAUUAAAGACGAUGUCGUCCAAGUAGAAGAACCACAAUUCGGCGGAAACCAAGCCAUUAUCGAAGAAAAGACUGCCGCACAAAACGACGAUGUUGUAGAUGAUGAAGACGAAUCUGACAGUGAUUUCGAGGAUGAAUUCGAUGAAAACGAAACAUUGUUCGAUAGAAUAGUUGCUUUGAAAGAUAUCGUACCUCCAGGUAAGAGACAAACUAUCUCUAGUUUUUUUAGUUUUACGAGCUCUCUUGUAAAGAACGCUUUCUCCAGAUCCGGAAACCUUGCCUGGACUUUGACUACCACUGCGUUGUUGCUAGGUGUCCCAUUGUCAUUGUCCAUACUAGCUGAACAACAGCUAAUUGAAAUGGAAAAGACAUUUGACCUACAAAGCGAUGCUAACAAUAUAUUAGCCCAAGGUGAAAAAGAAGCACCAGCAAUUGCCAACUAA